UUUACCCUCUCCUCACGCGAUGGGGUCAAAGUUGAACGACCUAUUGGGCGUAUACCACUUACUGGGUAUAUAAUCAUGGACUUGUGUGCUGCUGUGUAGACUGGAAUUUGAACGUUUUAAGACACAAGAAGCGGACGACAUCUCUAAACCCCAUCAUCGAGAUCAGGAUCUUAGCAACAGUUUGACACCAUGAAGACCGGAGUCAGCCUGUGGGACGUUGCUGUCGGCUUGUCGGUGCCCGUCGGGGUCUACCUGCUGUUUGUAGUCGCCAAUUUCCUCAGGAAGUACUUCCGUGACAUCCGUACCGCACUGCAGUUUCCCUGCCCCCCCUUCCACUGGCUGUAUGGCAACUUUCAUCUGGUUGGUGACCAGUUUGGUGACAAGUACCUGUCGAUGAUCCGUGACACAGUGGAGAAGAACCCCCGUAGUCACGUUCUCUGGAUGCCUGGCUUCUUCCCCAUGAUCAAUCUGACUCAUCCAGUCCCUGUCAAGCAGCUUCUGAAGGCUCAAACCAAGAAGUCCGAAAUUGACUAUGAACCGAUCAAGCCAUGGCUGGGUAACGGCCUGGUCAUGAGUGAGGGUGCCAUAUGGAAGGUGCACCGCCGCCUCCUUACCCCUGCGUUUCAUUUCGACAUUCUCAAACAGUACGUCAGUGUCUACAAUACAGCGGCUGGAGAGAUGAUCGAGAAGCUUUCGGAGUACGGUGGGAAAGAGGAAAGUUUUGAGGUGUUUCAGCAGGCAAGCCUCACUACCAUGGAGGUGAUUCUACAGUGUGCCUUCUCUGGGGGUGGGAUGACAGAACAGACCAAGAAUGAGUAUCUAGGCGCAGUCCAGAAGAUCGGGGACUUAGUCACUGAGGCCUACUUCAACACAGUGUAUACAAUGUUUCCAUCCAUCUACCGCAUGUCCCCGGGGGGACGCGAGUUCCUUCGCCUGUGUGACUUCGUUCAUGACGUUGCAUAUUCCAUCAUCAAGAAAAGGAGGGAAGAACUGGAGCGCGACCCUGAGAUCCUAGCGGAGAAGAAGAGGCUGGAUUUUAUCGACAUCUUGCUGACGGCUCGAGACGAGGACGGAAGGGGUCUGACUGAUCAGGAGAUCAGGGAACAGGUGGACACCUUCCUGUUCGCAGGACAUGACACCACCUCCAGUACCCUGUGCUGGACCCUGUACUCCCUGGCACAACAUCCUCAGCACCAGGAGAAGGUACAGCAGGAGGUGGAGGAACUUCUGUCUGGAAGGGACGACGACACCAUCAAAUGGGAGGACCUGAACAAGCUGACGUACCUGACCAUGUGCGUGAAGGAAUCCCUGCGGCUGCACGGUACUGUUCCCCUCAUCUCCCGCACCACCACCGAGGACACCGUGAUCGACGGAAUCCCCAUCCCGAAGGACACCUACGUGGGGAUUAACAUCUACGCACUGAACCACAACCCUGAUGUCUGGGGACCCGAUCAUAUGGAGUUUGACCCGAAUCGUUUCCAACCUGACCGUAUCAAGGAGAUGGACUCUCAUGCUUUCAUGCCGUUCUCUGCAGGACCAAGGAACUGCAUUGGACAAGCCUUUGCCCUAAAUGAGGAGAAGGUGCUUUUGGCUCGCCUUCUAAACAAGUUCACCUUUGAACUUGACCCCACCCACCCUGUGGUGAAGGACUUCUCCACCGUUUUGAAGACCAAGGACGGAAUGUGGAUGAAGGUCAAGACCAGAGAGACAGUUGGCUAACUGUCCUCAAUUAUGAUAUGACAGCAUAAGAAAAGCUAACUCGUUAAAACGUUCAGCUGUCCACAUCUUUAUUUGUAUAGAGGGUAUGACCACUCUUUGGCAUAAAGCACCAGCUUUGCAGGCAUGCAACAACUUUUUAUAUUACACUGAACAACUUGUCACACCUAAGCUGUUUAAAGCAUAGUGAUCAGGACGAUUCUGUAGUGCUCAGUGGCAAUGAGUUCCAUGAAUUCAACGAGUGACAGCUUGCUUUCCUAUUAAAACACUUUGAUAUUAUAUGAUAAUUAUUAUAUACAAUUGGUUAUGUUGUACUUAGAAUAUGAAAGAAUGUUUGCCUCUUAAUUUUAAAGCAAAGUAUUUUGUACUAUCAUAGCAGAAUUUACAGGACGGUGAUCAUGGAAACCUUUUUAAUUAGACUGAAACUACAUGUAGUUUGAUAUAAUGCACAGUAUUUGGUUUGUUCACAAGUUGCAUGCUUACUAUGAAAUACACUUAUAAGAAUGUAUAUCUGAAUAUUGUACAAAGUGCAAUGGAUGACCUAAGAAAUACAUAUUUAGAUCUUGCACAAUCUAUUGAUUAGUGAAUCUAAAUGCGUUGAGAACUUAUUUGAUUUUGAACUUUGAAACCUGCAUUAAGUUUCUUACCAACCAUAAUUUUGAUCAACGCCAUUAAAGAUUUACUAGCUUUGCACUUUUA
Messenger RNA from Branchiostoma floridae (Florida lancelet), 2415 nucleotides. Its product is annotated as cytochrome P450 4F4-like. The transcript has 14 exons. Gene Ontology annotation, molecular function: iron ion binding; monooxygenase activity; heme binding. The record is from RefSeq and is a predicted model, not a curated record. Lineage: Eukaryota; Metazoa; Chordata; Leptocardii; Amphioxiformes; Branchiostomatidae. Bases 190 to 1719 code for a protein of 509 amino acids.